CUCUCUCUCUCUCUCUCUCUCUCUCUCUCUCUCUCUCUCUCUCUAUGCGUUACUCUCCACAACACAAACAAAACCAAACACGUAACAGAAACACAUUACAUGCCACCAUUGUCCCUCCUCACAAACUGUAACACUCAAUGGCUUCUUCCAAUUCCGUUUCUUCUCUCAACGUCGUCGGAUACACAAACACUACUUCUCCACCAACCAACCACCUAUCAUCCCCAUCACACAUCACUCUCCUCGCGCUAACGCUUCUCAUCCUCGCCGCUACCGUUUCGCUAGCUGUUUAUUUCCUUCUCCGUUACCGCAACCGUUUCCUCCGUCGUAUCUCUCCCUCAUCCACUUCAUUAUUCUCGUCCGGGAAUCCGAUAUCGUCGGACAACGCUUCGCCUUCCAUCGCCGGCUCUCUACCGGCGUUCUCCUUCUCCUCCGUGACGCGACGCUCCGCCGCAUCCGGUGGCGGCGAAGACUGCGCCGUGUGCUUAUCGAAGUUCGAGCAGCACGACCUUCUCCGCUUGCUACCUCUAUGCUGCCACGCGUUCCACGCUGAAUGCAUCGACACGUGGCUCCAAUCGAACCUCACGUGUCCGCUCUGCCGAUCCGCCGUCAGCGCGUCGGAGUCUGACCUCGCCAAGGUCUUCCGCUCGUCGUCCGUCGCCGGCGGCGAGAGCUUUCGGCUUGAGAUAGGGAACAUCAGCAGCAGCGACCGCCGUGGAGCGGCGGCCGGCGAGGAAACGCGCGGGAGGUCCUAUUCCGUUGGUGCGUUCGAGUAUUUAAUCGACGAGGAGGCUGUGGCUGAGGUUGAGGUUGCGUUCGGUUAUGCUAUCCAGAGAAGCGUUUCUGGCGAGAAACAUGACGGCGCUACGGUGGAGGCUGCGGCAGAUUCUCUGCCGAGCUUGGCUGGUGAGGUAGGGCGUGGAGGAAGUAGCAAUAGUAGUGGCUGGUUGAAGGAUUACGUUGAUCGUCUUUCGAGUACGAUGUCGUUUCGAAAUUCUGGAAUGUUCUUCACUGGGAGUAGUCGCCGAAGCGACGUCGUUCAGGGUGGAGAUUACGAUGCGGAAGCCAACCGUUUGGGGGAUGAAAUUGGUGAAAUGUUUCGAUGGCUCUCGUCGGUUUGAGAUGUAAAUUAACGGAAUAGUUAGUGCAGAUUCAGAAUUUUAUAAAAGUUUAAUUUGAUUCACUGUUGCAGGAUAUAUGCAUUCAUCUUCGUUGCAUGAAUAGCAUUUCCCGGAGCACUUGAAGGUAUAAAAUCACUGAAAUUGCAAUUAUUUUUUUCCUUUGUUGUUCGUUGUUAUACUGCUUUAUGUUGCAGAAAACUAAUCCUAGUAAAUUCUCUGCUUCUAAAAUUUU
Molecule: messenger RNA, 1350 nt
Organism: Vigna radiata var. radiata (mung bean)
Lineage: Eukaryota; Viridiplantae; Streptophyta; Magnoliopsida; Fabales; Fabaceae
Product: E3 ubiquitin-protein ligase ATL4-like
Exons: 1
Coding region: 138-1118 (326 amino acids)
Source: RefSeq, a predicted model, not a curated record